GUUAGGUGUUGGGUUUUUCCAAAGCGCUUAACGUGAUCCAGCGGAGCGCAAUGGCGGGUGACCAUGGCGGCGGCGAAGAAGAAUGGAAACAAGAGGAGAGCGAGCUGAAGGCCGCCGGGGCGGUGCUUCUCCCCGAUGGACACUUUGGGAUCCGGCUCAAGGGCUGGCACAUCGAGUCUUCUAAGCGCGCUAUCCUCAGCUCCUCUGCGGUUCAUCAGUGGGAACAAAGGCUCGGGACCUCACAUUUGCCAGAGAUGGUUUUUGGAGACAGUGCUUUGUUUCUCUUGCAUGUUGAAAGUGGCAUAAAAAUACAUUUCAAUGCAUUUGAUGCUCUGAUGGGAUGGAAACAGGAGGCAUUGCCGCCAGUUGAGGUUCCUGCUGCAGCCAAGUGGAAAUUUAGGAGCAAACCUUCUCAGCAAGUGAUACUUGAUUAUGACUAUACAUUCACAACACCAUAUUGUGGCAGUGAGAUAUUUGUGCCAAAUUCACCAAGGGAAAGUGUGGAAGAUGGUUGUUGUAGCUUGCAUUGGGAGGAUUGUGAUCAACAAAUUGAUCUUGCUGCACUAUCAUCUAGAGAACCAAUACUCUUCUAUGAUGAGGUGAUUUUGUAUGAAGAUGAAUUAGCUGAUAAUGGAGUAUCACUCUUAACUGUUAAAGUGAGAGUGAUGCCGACUUGUUGGUUUCUUCUGCUUCGUUUUUGGCUUAGGGUUGAUGGAGUGCUUAUGAGGUUGAGGGAUACUAGAAUGCAUUGUGCUUUUGUUACCGAUGAAAUUGCAAGGCCUAUCAUUCUACGUGAGAGCUGCUGGAGGGAAGCAACACUUCAAAGCUUAACCGCUAAAGGUUUUCCUUCUGAUUCUGCUGCAUAUGGUGAUCCUAAUCUAAUCAGUCAAACGCUUCCUGUCGUCGCUCAUAAGAUCCAAAGGCUUCGUGUUUCCCGGUAAUCCUGUGUUAUGCUAUGUCUCGAUGGGAAUUGAUGAAACUGGAGAACUUCAUGGAUAAAUGUUUAAACACCAAAUGCUUAUUUAAGUGGAACACAUGUUAAUAUCAUUCUGUUGAUGAAUUAGCUGUUUAUGCAACAUAUCUUGGUUUUGAUCAGAGUGAUGAUUUGUUGUGUCUGAACACUGGUCCAUUAUUUCGUAUGGUUUGAGCUAAUUAAAUGCUUAUGGAAUA
Dioscorea cayenensis subsp. rotundata (Guinea yam) is the source of this 1170-nucleotide messenger RNA. RefSeq names its product TIP41-like protein. Gene Ontology annotation, cellular component: cytosol. Gene Ontology annotation, biological process: TOR signaling. The record is from RefSeq and is a predicted model, not a curated record. Lineage: Eukaryota; Viridiplantae; Streptophyta; Magnoliopsida; Dioscoreales; Dioscoreaceae.